AUGGCGGCGGCAACAUCUUCUUCAGAUCCAAAUUCAAAGUCAAAUUCAUUACCCCAAGUGGGUUUCAUCGGGCUAGGAGCCAUGGGCUUCGCCAUGUCCACUCACCUGGUAAAGACCGGGUUCCCAGUGCGUGGGUACGAUAUCUACGGACCGACGUUGGACCGAUGGCAGUCGACGUGCAACGACAUCCCCGGUUCCAGGGCGACCAUCGCAAAAUCCCCGGCGGACGCGGUCCAGGAUGUUGCGGUGGUCUGUCUGAUGGUAGCGAACCAUCACCAUGUGCAUUCGGCCCUGUUCGACGAGAAGAAUGGAGCUGUACAUUCCUUGCCCAAGGACUGCACUGUCAUCGUGCACGCCACGAUCCCUCUGACGCAACCGCUGGCAGUGCGUUCCAGGUUGACGGACGAGUUCAAGCGGCCGGACGUCAAGCUGAUCGAUGUCCCGGUUUCCGGAGGAGUGGCUAGGUCGAUCAACGGCACUUUGACAAUCAUGGCCUCGUCCGAUGACCCGAAGAACUUGGAACAACCAGAUGCAAAGGUCGUUCUUGACAACCUCACCACAAAAGGCAAAACCCUGUUCAUCAUCCCCGGCACUCUCGGCGCCGGUCAGUCGGCCAAGGCCUUGAACCAGGUCAUGGCGGGCAUUCACAUCCCGUCCGCGUCGGAGAUCAUGGGUUUGGCGGCCGUCAACGGUUUGGACACCAAGAAAUUCUACGACUUCCUCGUGGCCAAAGAUUCGGCAGGUAAACAGCGUCCAGGCUGGAGUUGGAUGUUCGAAAAUCGCGGGCCCAGGAUCUUAAGCACCAGUCCGCCACUGGCAUCGGCGACUGCCAUCAUCAAUAAGGACGUCGGCAUCAUUCAGGACGAGGAGGCAAGAUUGGGAGUCGAACUGCCGUUGCUCAAUAAAGCGAGCGAUGUUCUGAAGGAGGUCAUGAAGACACACGCCGCUGCAGACGACAGCUGUGUCGUUCAGUGGUACCUGGGAUUCGACUCGGAUCGAUCGAAUCUCGUGGUAGAACGUGGGGGCAAGCCCACAGUCGCCGCCGAGCAGCAAGACGCCUUGAUCAAGAAAGUCGCCACCGCCCAUGCGAUUGUUCACCUCAUUUCAGCCUACGAAACAAUCAAGUUCGCCAAAGCUCUCGACUUGAUGCAUGCGGACCAGAGAAAGCAGUGGUACAAUAUGAUUGCUGGUGCGGCUGGCGGGAGCGCCAUCUUUUCCGCGGUGAUUCCACUGGCAUUUGAGGACGCCGACGGUGUGGAUGCCGCCUUCAAGAAGUUCGCAAGGGAGAGGUUCACAGGCGACCUGGACAAUACGAUCUCUCUCAUCAACCAUGCAAAAGAACAGAAUUACCACCCUAUCCUACUUGAAGCGGCAGUCGAAUAUCUCAAAUCAUUUUUGAGUUAG
This is a messenger RNA of Capronia coronata CBS 617.96, 1404 nucleotides long. RefSeq lists its product as uncharacterized. The transcript has 2 exons. NCBI's taxonomy places the organism in Eukaryota, Fungi, Ascomycota, Eurotiomycetes, Chaetothyriales, Herpotrichiellaceae. Bases 1 to 1404 code for a protein of 467 amino acids. Gene Ontology annotation, molecular function: NADP binding; oxidoreductase activity; NAD binding. The record is from RefSeq and is a predicted model, not a curated record.